GCCAAUGGGAAGGAGUAACAUGCGGUCGACGACACCAAAGAGUCACAACCUUGGAUCUAUCGGAUAAGGGUUUGGUUGGUUCUUUAUCUCCUUAUCUAGGCAACUUGAGCUUCCUCAGGUACAUGCUCUUUAGUAACAACCAACUUCAUGGAAAUAUCCCUCCUGAAAUAGGUCAUUUAUCUCGAUUGCGAGGGCUAUCCCUUACCAAUAAUUCAUUCACAGGAGAAAUCCCGGUCAACAUAUCAAGUUGCUCAAAACUAUGGUUUCUUGACUUAUCUACCAAUACGCUAUCCGGGAAAAUUCCAAAUAUUUUUAGUUCUACGUUGAUGAUCAAAGUGUUAUUCAUGUCCAACAAUAACUUGACAGGUGGGRUUCCACCAUCCAUCGGCAAUCUCACUUCCCUCGAACAACUCGAUCUUAGUGUUUGUCCGUUGGGAGGAAGCAUUCCAGUUUUCUUCAAUGGUCUGAACAACUUGCAACUAUUAGGCCUUGGAGGAAGUGGCCUUGUUGGAUCCUUUCCAUUGUUCCUAUUUAACCUUUCCAAGUUAGAACAUCUAUACUUUCCCAAUAAUCAACUUCUUGGCCGUUUACCCUCGAACUUGUGUUCAAGUCAGCCACAUCUCCAGACACUAGAAUUUGAGUUCAAUCACUUCGGUGGAAUCCUUCCACCCUGGAUAUCAAAUUGUUCAGAGUUGGAAACGUUGGAUGUUUCUAAUAACGAUUUCGAGGGGGAAAUAGAUAUUGAUUUUGGAAAACUCCGAUAUCUUAGUUGGUUAUCGAUUGGUCUAAAUAGUUUUGAAACCGGGCGUCUAGGUGGCAUGAAGUAUUUUGAUUCUUUGUCCAAUUGCAGCAAUUUGGAAUUAAUGCAAAUUGGGGCAGUCAAAUUAAGAAGGGAGCUACCGAAUUCUUUUGGGAACUUAACCAAGCUGAAUACUCUAAGACUUCAAUCAAGCUAUAUCUCAGGCARCCUCCCUUCAUCCAUAGGCAAUUUSGUUAGCCUAACUGGACUUUAUCUAGUGGGUAAUAACUUCACAGGUAUGAUUCCUGAAAGCAUUGGCAAGCUUGGAAGCUUGGAAGAACUGCAACUAGAAACUAACAGUUUCUCUGGAAUCAUUCCUCCGUCUAUUGGAAACCUGUCAUCUUUAAUCAAAGUGUAUUUAGGUAGAAACAAAUUGGAAGGCACUAUACCCUCGACUAUUGGGAACUGCAAAAAGUUGCUAUUUGUAUCAAUUUACGAAAAUAGCCUUGAAGGGAGUGUACCCAAAGAACUAUUCCAACUCUCUUCACUUUCAAUCAUACUAGAUCUGGGUUCAAACAAUUUGUYUGGAGUGCUUCCACAAGAGAUAGGCAACCUGAAAAACUUAGGGUCACUUGAUUUGUCUGAUAAUUAUUUAUUGGGUGAACUUCCAAGUGCARUUAGCAGUUGCAUCAGCCUUGAAAUCUUAGAAAUUUCAGGCAAUUUAUUUCAUKGAUCAAUGCCAGUAUCAUUGAGUUCUUUGAGAGGCCUCCAAUAUGUUGAUGUGUCAGGAAAUAACUUUUCUGGACAUAUUCCAACAUAUUUGCAAGAAAUUCCUUUGAAGCAGCUUGAUCUUUCAGGUAAUAAUUUUGAAGGAGAAGUGUCUGUUAAAGGUGUCUUUGCCAACACAAGUGCWAUUUCAGUCAUUGGGAACCCUAGACUUUGUGGGGGAAUACCUGAGCUUCACCUACCAAUAUGCAGAACUAAUGACUCCAAAAGAAGUAGAAAGCUCUCUCUUCGUGUUGUUCUGGCGAUUUCACUAUCAUCCACUGUUGCAGAUUUCAUAUGCAAGGCUUUUCAAAGCGACCGAAGAGUUCUCUGCAGCAAAUCUGAUCGGUACAGGAGGUUUUGCUUCGGUUUAUAAAGGAGUUCUUGAUGAAAAUGGUUUGACAGUGGCUAUCAAAGUACUAAACCUCCAAAGCCGAGGAGGUUCCAGGAGUUUCAUGGCUGAAUGCGAAGCCUUGAGAAAUAUUCGUCAUCGCAAUCUGGUGAAGGUUAUCACUUCUUGCUCGAGUCUCGAUUUCCAAGGAAAUGAUUUCAAGGCCUUAGUGUACGAUUUCAUGCCAAAUGGGAGUCUUGAGACUUGGUUGCACACAAGCACGACACUAGACCAUUUGCCUCAUGAUCAGUUGCAUCAACUUGAUCUUGWUCAAAGAAUAAGCAUUGCCAAAGAUGUGGCUUGUGCUCUUGAUUAUCUACAUUAUCAUUGUGGAAAUGUUGUCGUUCAUCGUGAUUUGAAGCCAAGCAACAUUUUAUUGGAUGCUGACAUGGUUGCUCAUGUUGGAGAUUUCGGGCUCGCAAAAAUCCUUUACCUUGACGAACUUUCUGAUGCAAACAAUGGUAGCUCAAGUCAUGUCAGAGGAACCAUUGGAUAUGCACCUCCAGAAUACGGACUCGGAAAUGAAGUCUCGACCAGUGGAGACAUAUAUAGCUACGGGAUACUAUUGUUAGAGAUGUUGACAGGGAAAAAACCCAUUGAUCCAAUGUUCGUUGAAGGCCUUAGCCUGCAUUCCUAUGCUACAAGUGCCUUGGCUGGUGGUUUUGUGCUUCAGAUUGUGGAUCCAAUUCUUCUACGUGAUGAAGUCAAAGAAAGGUGUUUGAUUUCAUUAGUGGAAAUUGGAGUGAGAUGCUCUUCUGAGUCUCCAAAAGAUCGAAUGGAUAUUGGUACCGUUAUCCAUGAGCUCUUCUCAAACCUCCACCCAUAAAKRUAAAGCUAUAAAUGUGUCUGAAUCUAAAUAAAUGUUUGUUUCUUAUCUCUAAGAUGAUAUGUGGUAGACUGAUGGUAGCAUGUAUUGAAUAAACAAAAAAUAGUAAUC
Molecule: messenger RNA, 2832 nt
Organism: Cynara cardunculus var. scolymus (artichoke)
Lineage: Eukaryota; Viridiplantae; Streptophyta; Magnoliopsida; Asterales; Asteraceae
Product: probable LRR receptor-like serine/threonine-protein kinase At3g47570
Exons: 3
Coding region: 1723-2721 (332 amino acids)
Biological process (GO): protein phosphorylation
Molecular function (GO): ATP binding; protein kinase activity
Source: RefSeq, a predicted model, not a curated record